This is a messenger RNA of Beta vulgaris subsp. vulgaris (sugar beet), 3448 nucleotides long. Its product is annotated as MACPF domain-containing protein At1g14780. The coding region runs from base 1240 to 3084 and encodes 614 amino acids. Gene Ontology annotation, cellular component: plasma membrane. The record is from RefSeq and is a predicted model, not a curated record. Gene Ontology annotation, biological process: regulation of salicylic acid mediated signaling pathway; plant-type hypersensitive response. The transcript has 8 exons. Lineage: Eukaryota; Viridiplantae; Streptophyta; Magnoliopsida; Caryophyllales; Amaranthaceae.
UCAUCUCUUCUCCCACCAUUCUCCAUUAAUGACAAACUAAAUAUUUUAUUUUCUCACUCUCCUUUCACCUAUAUGCCUUUAUCUCUCCUACCAUAUUCAUCUUCUUCGUAUCUAUUCAUGCUCAUGUCUCUCACCAAUCCUUUUUCAACCCCUCUUUAAAACCCCUAUUCUCUAUCUUCUUCUUCCCUCUCUCCUAAACUUCAGUACCAUCAUUAAUUUUGAGGAAAUCCACAAGGAGAGAGAAUUAACUUCACCAUCAUAAAAAUGGGGGAAAUUCACACGAUGAAGAUGGGGAAGAGAGAUAAAGGCAUUUAGGUGGAGGGAGAGAAAGAAAAUUGAAGGUUUAAGGUGUCAUUAAUGGAGGAUUGUGGGAUAAAAGAUGAAAAAGAUGAAGGUGGAGAGGAGAAAGAGACAAAAACCCUAAUGACGUUAGGGUUACGUCAACCAUAAGGUAUUUUGAGCAAAGUCCGGAAGUAUCUAGGAAAUUCCCCAAAUGUGAGAGGCAAUUUGAGAAUCACGUCAAAGCUAAGGAUUACAUGAGGAAAUUUCCCAAUAUUUUACAUCUAAUUUACCAACCAAUCUUACUAUCCCAUCCUCUCCCCCUUCCAUAUUUCUCAUUCUCUCUUCUCACUCCCUACUUUCAACCCCAACCACCACCGUUGCAGUUGCCACAACCACCACAAUGCCUCCUCCACCACCUUCCAACAAUAUCAUCACUUUUUUCCGACAUUUUUCGUAUCUCUCAUCUUGUAUUUAGGACGAUACCUAAAAAAAAUUUAGAAGUAGAUUUAGUCAUUUAGUUUUUUUUUUAAAAAAACUAUGUAGCAAUUUGGUCGAAACAUAUUUUAAAUUCAAUCCUGCAUCUUUCUUAGACUUAUAGUUAAUUUUACAACUAUAAGAAGGCAACCAACCAUCAUUAAAUGAGGACCAUGACCAUGACUCUACAAGCUUCCAAAGAAUACGGAGUGAAAUAUUGAAAAAUGCAACCUUCCAAGAAAAUUAAAAUAAAAAUAAGAAAGAGCUAGUUAGUUACCUUAUUUUUUAUUGGUCAACUAUAUCCACAAAAUUCCACUCAAAAAAACCCAAAAAAAAAAAACAUUUCCAACGAAAUACCAUAACUUGUAAUGAUUUACAAAUAAGUUGACUAUAUAAACCAUGAUGAAUCUUUAAAAAUAAACCUUCAUUUCUUUCUUCUUCAUAUUUUUUUUUUAGUUUACUCCAUUUUUUCAAUAAUAAAACAUGAGAGAGAAUAAUAAGAGUUCAAGUGCAGAGAGUUUGAAGAUGAUGAUUAUGACUACUGAUGGUGGAGUUAUAGAUAAAUCAAUUGCAAGUCUUGGAAAAGGCUUUGAUUUAACCUCAGAUUUUCGUUUAAAGUAUUGCAAAGGAAAUAAAAGGUUAGUUUUAAUCAAUGAAGAACAAAAGAAGCAACUUUAUGUUCCUGGUUUUGGCACUUUAAGACAACCUAUCUCCAUUGAUAUUAAAUGUGAUAAGGGUGAUCAUACUCGUCAUCAAUCUGAUAUCCUUGACUUUAACCAGAUGUCAGAGUUCUUCAAUAGAAUUUCUGCUGUCUCAGGGAAAAUUCCAUCGGGUAUGUUCAAUUCUUUGUUCAAGUUUGUAAGUGGUUCAUGGGCAAAAGAUGCAGCAAAUGUAAAGUUUUUGGGGCUUGAUGGUUACUCCAUUGUUUUAUUCAAUAUGCACAUUGAGCGUUAUCCGCUGCUUCUUAGUGACGAGGUCCGCAUGGAUGUCCCUUCUAAUUGGGAUCCCCGUGCUAUUGCAAGAUUUAUUGAAAAAUAUGGGACACAUAUCAUAGUGGGAAUAAGCAUUGGUGGGCAGGACUUGGUUUUGGUGAAGCAAGACAAAUCAUCCAAACUUGAUUCAUCAGAACUCAGGAAGCACUUAUAUGAGCUUGGAGAUCAACUGUUUACUGGCACUUGUCGCAUCAUUCCUAAGCAUCUCAGAACAAAAGAGCAAAGACCAAAGGUACCAUCAGCAUUCAACAUAUUUCAACAACAGACAGUCCUUUCUGAUAGUCUUUCUACAAUCACCUCAAAGGAUGGGAUCACUGUGAUAUCAGCUAAAAGAGGGGGAGAUCCAUCAUUCAGUAACCAUCUUGAAUGGCUUCCAACAGUUUCAUUGAUGCCUGAUGCAAUCAACCUCAGCUUCAUUCCUAUAACUUCACUUCUAAAGGAUGUUCCUGGGAAAGGUUUCUUAUCACAUGCUAUCAAUCUAUACCUUCGCUAUAAACCUCCAAUUGCUGAUUUAGAGUAUUUUUUAGACUUCCAAUCAGCCAGGAUAUGGGCGCCUCUACAUAGUGAUCUUCCGUUAGCCCCUACUGCAAAUAUUUCACUUCCAUCUUCUGCUCUUCAUUUCAACAUCAUGGGUCCAAAAUUACAUGUAAAUACUACAAAGGUUAAUGUUGAGAACAAACCAGUUACAGGGAUGAGAUUAUACCUUGAAGGCAUGAAAUGCGACAGGUUAGCAAUACAUCUUCAACAUCUAUCCAGCAUGCCACUAAUGCUCCAGAACAACAUAGACAAUACUGUAUUUUGGAGAGGGUCUGAUGAAAUAGCAGACAAUAGGUAUUCUGAACCAGUUCAAAAGAAAUUUUCACACAUAUGCACAGCACCAGUGAAGUAUGAUCCAUCCUGGACUUGUGAGCAACAAAAGGUGGUUUUCAUUGUCACUGGAGCUCAACUUUAUACUAAAAAAACGGGUUCAAAGCAAGUUCUUCAUGUUCGACUUCUAUUCUCCAAAAUAUUGAAUUCCGAAAUCAUUCAAUCAGAGUGGUGUUAUGGUUCAUUAGAAUCAUCCUCACAAAAGUUGUCGAAGUAUAGCCCAUCGAGUUCAGGGAGCCUAGAGAUGGAAAAGGAUCAAAUGGUAGUCGUGGAUUCUAGUAUUUUCCCUACCGGACCACCAAUGCCUGUUCAAAACCAGAAGUUCCUUCGGUUUGUAGAUACUACUCAUACAUACAGAGGGCCGCAAGAUAAUCCUGGUUAUUGGAUUGUUACUGGAGCUAGGUUAGGUUUAUUGAAGAGCAAGAUAGGUUUGCAAGUCAAAUUUUCCUUGGUAAAUAUGUGCUCCUAAGGAAAGCACUUACAGGGCUCAAACUAUUGUUAUCAAGUUGUUGAUGAAACAUGUACAGAAGAUUGUAAAGCUCAAAACAGGUACAGAAGAUUAUUUGAGGUCUUUGAUUUUGAACAAGGGUCUUCAAAUGAAGUGAAAUUAAGUAAGAAAGUGAUUUUGGGAGGUCUUGAAGUUCUACUCUUCAUUGUAAAUGUAUAUUAUCAGUAAGUUCACUAGAAUGCUAACUACUCGAGUUUUGAAACUGUUACUUUGUUGUUUGGGAUUAUUGUUGCACAAGUAUUUGUUGAUGUUGCUGCAACUUUGCUAUGGAUAUUGCUAUAAAUAGAAAUAGUGCUAUAAAUAGAAAUAGUAGCCAUUCUUUAUA